Drosophila obscura is the source of this 3567-nucleotide messenger RNA. Its product is annotated as dyslexia-associated protein KIAA0319. Gene Ontology annotation, cellular component: plasma membrane; cytoplasmic vesicle. The transcript has 8 exons. The record is from RefSeq and is a predicted model, not a curated record. NCBI's taxonomy places the organism in Eukaryota, Metazoa, Arthropoda, Insecta, Diptera, Drosophilidae. The coding region runs from base 164 to 3472 and encodes 1102 amino acids.
CGACGGCUUACAACACUGCUCUUCUGCGCAGAAAAACAAUCAGCUGUUUGCGUGUUACUUUUUGUCGUUCCAAGAGAAAAUUCAUUAUUUGUGGAAAAUAUUGCCAACAAACGGAAGAAAAAUUGUGCAACUUAUACGGAAAGCAGUGCGCCACGUAUUGGUCAUGGAGAAACGCGUGUGGCAACUCUGCUGGCUGCUGCUGGCGAUGGCGUCAGCAUAUGCCGACGUCAUGGCUGGUGUAACGACGCAAAAUGCUCUGUUGGCGACGGGGGGCUCCGCGGCCACUGCCGCCGCCGCUGAGACUUCACCUGGCAGCGGCAGCACUGGCACUGGCACUGGUACUGGUGUUUGCCCUCGCAUGUUGCGCCACGUCUUUGAGAAUGCCACGCCGCGCGACGAGCAGCAGGCAGGGGUCUUCGAGGAGUACAAGCCCAGCGCAGAGGUCGCCUCCGAGGAGCCACUGGAGGAGGAGGCCUACCUCUGGAACUGCCUGCAGGCGUGCUGCGACAAGUCCCGCAACCAGUCGAGCGCCUGCAACGUGGUGCUUGUGUUCCACGGCAAGUGCUACCACAUCCGCUGCAGCAACAACGAAGGCUGCCUGCCCAAGCAACGGAUCCGCAACAACGAGAAGGUCCAAAUGGUGCUGGUCAAUCCCGUGGGAGAGUCCGCCACGUGGUCGCAGCUGCUGAAGGCCUCAAAGCCAAAUGCCGAGAUUCUGCCCUACGACGAGCUGGCGGCCCAGGGAGCGGCAGCCCUCAACUUCUGGAAGCAGCCCCGUCGCCUAAGCUACUUGCCACGCAAUCAGGAAUCGCCCACCUACGAUGAUGAGGAUUUCCCCUUGGCGGACAAACGGCUGAAGCAGCUGCACGACCAACUGGACGAGAACGAUGUGCUGGCCAGUGAGGAUCUCAACUACUUUGGCGGCGUGGAGCUGCCGCAGAAUGGGAAAUUUAUGACCUGUGACCUGGAGACGCCCUGCCCGCCGCAAGAGCAGUGCGUGCCGCUCCAUCCCAAUGCGGCCACAGGGCUGUGCACCUGCCCGCGCGGCUUCGAUUGGAACAAGCAGAGGAAAUGCGUGAUGCGAGCCAUUCCCUACAGCGCCUAUCUGACCAGCAACGACGAGGCUGUGCAGCAGCAGCAGCAGCAGCAGGAGGAGACAGUGGCUGCCGCCGCCAGCGAGAACUCGCCCGAGGUGUCCGCUGCGCCAGCAGCCAAUUCGGAGGCCAGCAAGGACAUUGUGGUCUCGGUGAUGUCCAAGGAGGUGCGUCUGCCCGAGCAGGAGGUAACGCUGGCCGCCUUCACCGUCCCCGAUGAGCAGACGAGCGACACCAAGUACAAGUACCUGUGGACGCUGAUAUCGCAGCCCAAGGGACCGAUGAAUGGCACCAUUUCGGACCAGAGCAAGUCCAAGGUGAAGCUGUCGAAUCUCUCCGAGGGACUGUACACCUUCAAGGUCACCGUAACGGGCGACAAUGGCACCUUUGGCGAGGCGGCUGCCAAUGUGACGGUGCUACCCGAGAACCGCAUCAAUCAGCCGCCGCAGGUGAUCAUCUCCCCGCGCAAGCAGAUCAUCCGACAGCCCUCUACCAAUGCCAUUCUCGAUGGCAGCACCAGCACGGACGACGACAAAAUCACCAACUGGCACUGGGAAGUCAUUUCGGGACCCAUUGGCUAUCAGCCCACGCUGCCAGAGGUGAACACGCUCCAGCUGGAUCUCACAUCGCCCGGCAACUACACCUUCAAGCUGACGGUCACGGACUCCAAUAAUGUCACAAACUCAACGACCGCCACAAUUGCAGUUCUCAAGGAAACGGACUAUGCGCCGGUGGCAAAUGCAGGCGAUGCCGUGAUCCUGUAUCUGCCCAACAACAAUGUGACACUCAAUGGCACUGCCAGCUCCGAUGACCAUGAAAUCGUGGCCUGGGAAUGGACAAAAGAUGCCAGCGACGAAGCCAAGGCAGUGGACAUGCAAAACACAAGGACACCCUAUGCACAGCUGUCGAAUCUGGAGGAGGGCAUGUACACCUUUGUGCUGAAGGUAACCGAUGGCAGUGGCCAGUCGAGCACGGCCAAGGUGCAUGUGUUCGUAAAGCCAGCAACGAAUUCCCCGCCAAUUGCAGAGGCGGGUGCUAAUGCGACCACAAGUUUGCCCAUCAAUUGGGUGCUGCUGAAUGGUUCGGAAUCCAAAGAUGACAUUGGCAUCAAAAGCUAUCAAUGGAAGCAGCUAAGUGGACCCAAUAACGCAGUGAUUUUGAAGUCCAAUUCAUCGAUGGCGAAUGCCACAAGCCUCACGUUGGGCCUCUACGAGUUCCAGUUAAGUGUCUCGGACGAGAACAACAACACAGCCACAGACUCCACUUGGGUGAAGAUUGUGCAGGAACGCAAUGCGCCGCCCGUGGCCAAUGCUGGCGGGGAUCACAGCAUCUCAAUGCCCGUCACAGCCAUCUAUUUGAAUGGCUCGCAAUCUUGGGAUGAUUUGGCUGUGGUCAAGUAUCUGUGGACGCGUGAGGACAACAGUCUGGCAGCGGGCAUUAUUGUGGCAGACACCGACAAGCAGCCCGUGAUGAUUCUAACGAACCUCGUGCACGGCCGCUAUGUCUUCAAGCUGACGGUGAGCGAUGAUCAGGGCCUGACGAGCACGGACACCGUUAGCGUGAAUGUGCACCCCGAUCCGCUGUUGAUGUAUCUCGUCCAGAUAACUCUGCCCAUGGGCAUAUCUGUGAUCUCUCAGUCCGAACUGGAUUCCAUUGUGCAGAAGCUGCAGCUGCUGCUCGGCGAUGACAACAAGAUACAGAUACGGGAGCUCAAAUACGAUCUGCAUACGGAGGCGGCUGUGCUCGUGUUUUAUGUUACAGGCAUGCAAUCGACGCCGCUGAAUGCGCUGCAUGUGGAGCUGCUGCUGCGUGCCAAACUCCAGAGGGAUGCCUCCAUACUGGGCGCCCUCUUUGUGGACAUACGCACCACCGUCUGCCAGAACAGUUGCUCCGGACAUGGCAGUUGCAAUCCCGCGACACGCGCCUGCAUCUGUGAGGCUUUUUGGAUGCCAUCGGCGGGCUACUUUUUCAGCAAUCAGGAGGCCAAUUGCGAUUGGUCCAUAUUGUAUGUGUUUGUGGGCGUGAUUGUGGGCUGCCUGCUGCUGUCGGGCGUCUUUUGGGGCAUUGCCUGCGCCUGCCGUCAGUCGAAGAAGCCCCGUUUGCGGCAGAAAGUGCAGAAAUAUGCACUAAUAGGCAAUCAGGACGAAGAGGCGGCCAAUUAUUCCCGCACUACCUCUCUCACAGAGUCUGAAACGGACUCGGAUGUCCUCUUUGAGACACGCACAAAGCCCUCGCACAAUGGCAUUGGGGGCAAGCACAACCACAAGUCCUCCUCCCAUGGCCAUGGCAGCAGUGGUGGCGGCAGUGGCGGCUCCUCGGGACGCGAGGGGCACGGCAAAUAUGCCGUUACCAAAUUGGGUCGCAAAAUCAAGGCCUAAAUCUUGAGAGGAAUCAAUCAGAUAUAUACAUAUAUGUGUGUGUUUUAGUCGAUAUCUGUACUAUAUAUAGUAUCUGUACUAUAUAUAUAGUGAGU